Ruditapes philippinarum (Manila clam) is the source of this 1074-nucleotide messenger RNA. Its product is annotated as protein Star-like. Lineage: Eukaryota; Metazoa; Mollusca; Bivalvia; Venerida; Veneridae. The record is from RefSeq and is a predicted model, not a curated record.
UUUGUGAUAAUAUGUGUUGGAGUAAUAGAUGUGGUUAAACACAUUAAUAAAAAGGUUGAAUUUUGGAAUGAAGAUUCUUGGGGUUAUGGAGGACAAAAAGCUCCAUGCAAUGUUCUUAAAGAUGACAAGCGAAAGGAAUUACCGGAUUCAAAAUCAGACACAUAUAAUGCAAGCAAAUUUUUUGAUGUGAAAGCAGAAAUGACUAAGCUAAAUAAAAGGAAAGUCGGUGCAGACGACAGUCGCUUGAUAGAGCUUAUACGAGACUAUUAUCUCGUAGCGCCGUCCAACAAACCGUAUUCUCUGGAUCACCCUGAUUCCUUGGAUAAUUCAAGAGGUCAAGCACCUAUAAUAGACAACAUGCUGAAAUACAAGGAGAAUGGUUUUUACGUUGAAAGUGGUGCUUAUGAUGGAGAGAUUUUGUCGAACACGUUGUUGUUUGAGCGCAUGAGGAACUGGAAUGGAGUUCUCGUGGAGCCAAAUCCUGAUGUAUUCAAAAAGCUAAUUAAGAAGAAUAGAAAUGCAUAUGCGAUAAACGCUUGUCUUAGCACAGAACCGUACCCAACAAAGAAAGUGCUUACAGGUACAUCAUUGCAAGCAAAGGUUCUUUCACAAAAGUCGUCGAAAAAACGUAAACAGAAGAAACAACAAAAAUUAGUUCAGUGUUUUCCUUUGUACUCUAUACUUCUUGCAUUGAAUCAGACUUCAGUUGAUUAUUUUAGCUUAGACGUGGAGGGAGACGAAAAAGGCGUUCUAGGAACUAUUCCCUGGCAAAAGGUCAAGAUAGAUAUGUUGUCGGUAGAGUAUGACAAAUGGCAAGGCGGUGUACGCCAGUUGUGCAAAUAUAUGUUUACUAAAGGAUACGAUUGUUUAGUGACUUUGUCUGGAUAUUUAGUAACAGAUGUAAUUCUAAAAAAGAAAACACCUCGUGUAAGAACUCGCACUGCGGCUGCUAAUGAAAUAUCAUGAAACGCUUCGUAUUCAUUUAUGUUUCCAUUUACAAUACAUAUAAUGUUGACGAUGUUUAGAUAAUGAAACUAAAUGUAAACAAAAUAACAUUUCUUUUAUGAGUAUGUA